This is a messenger RNA of Lactuca sativa (garden lettuce), 2228 nucleotides long. Lineage: Eukaryota; Viridiplantae; Streptophyta; Magnoliopsida; Asterales; Asteraceae. The record is from RefSeq and is a predicted model, not a curated record.
GCUGCAUUUCAAACAAAAAAAGGAAGGUAAUUAAUAAAAAAUUGGUAAAAUACGAUAAUUGAAUCUGUCAAAAGGUAAAUUCUUAUCAAUUCCUUAAAUACCGCAACAUACCUAAUCUUUGUUUUUAAAAUACAAAUAUCACGGUUUCUUCAUUCACAGCGAUUACAAUUUCCACAGGAAGACAUAUAUCAAUUACAGUAGACCAUCUAAAAUCGUGUUCUGUUUUUCUUUAAGGUAACACUUUCAUUCAUCUUAUCAUUCCUUCUACUGUUUUUUUUAUCACUUUCUUUGUGUAUAUAUCUGUUUUUUUUAAUCAGUUUGAAGGCUUCAUAAUCAUAAUAUGAACCAAAGUAUGAAACUGUUACGGUAUAUAAGUAUUCAGUUAAGUAAACAUCAAUCGUUUUUUUAAAUGUAUAUGUUUCAUUCGUAACUCUUUCAUUCAACCGUGGUUUCUCUUUAAGGUAACUCUUUCAUUUAUCUGAUCAUUCAAACUACUGUUGUUUUUAUCACUUUCUUUGUGUAUAUAUCUGUUUUUUUUUAAUAAGUUUGAAGGCUUCAUAAUCGUAAUAUGAACCAAAGUACCAGUCUCGUGUAUUUAACCAAAAUUUUUCUAGAUUUGGUCAUCUGUUAAAGGAAGAUCAAAGUUACAUCAUUUUAAAACCCAGUAUGGCUGCUGUGAAGAAUGGGUUCAGUGUUACCGGUCAAAGACAAACCAUUACUUUGGAUUGGAGAACUAUUAUAAAAAGAUGUGACGAUUUUUCAGGUCCAAUUAAUGGUUUUCUGUUUGUUGAAUUUAAUUCUAUCGUGGAACAAACUUGCCCAAGACAAUCAUUUUUUGAUGUUAUUGGACAAAUUGUGUCAUUUCGUCCCCUUGAAGCAUCCGAUCCUAACACACAAAGGCAUUACAUGAAGAUUACACUAACUAAUUUAGAGAGUGUACACUUGCAGGUCACUAUAUUUGGAAGUCAAGCACACCAAUUGUCACAGUACUUGAAAAGUAACCCCACGGUUACUUGUGUUGUUAUAGUGAUGCAGUUUGUUAAACUGAACAUUUGGGAUGGAAUAGGUCAGGCAAAAAGUCAUUAUGAUGUAACAAAAAUGUUCAUUAAUUCUGAAAUCGAUGAGAUUAAUGACUUCAAAAAAGAAUUGAAAGUUAAUGUUAAUGGAGGUACGCCGGAAAAAAGCAUAACUACGCUGCCAAGUUACGCUUCUUCAUACAUAGAUGAUUUUAAAGGGGAUUUCCCUUUAAAAACCAUUUCGGAGAUCACAGAACCACUCAAACCAAUGAAAUUUGUAUUAGUUGGUAAGAUUGUCAAUAUAAGACAGAAUCUACGUUGGUGUUAUGGAGCGUGCUACAAAUGUGGGAAAAAGAUAAACAAAGUGCCCAAACCAAAUCUGUCUUAUACUGCCCCCGACAAUAUCUCAGAAACUGUUGAAAUUCAGUGUUUAGAUCCAGUUUGCAAUGACGAGAAUUUUCAUGUUGUUUUAAAGUAAACACAUAUUUAUAUAUUCCAUAUGAAAUUUUAUGUUUUUUUAAAUUUAGGAUGUCAUAUCACAGACAGAUGAGAGUUUUACUCCAUCAACAGUUGAUAAAUCAUCUGCAAUCAGUCCGUUGAAAAUAUCAACUGAUUUGAAGCGAAACCUCCAUGACAUUUAUGACGUUGAUUGUGGAGGUGAUAUGAGUUCCACAAAAACUAAAAGAAAAUCAAUUGGAGAGGGAAAUACACUUUUAGUUCCUAAAUUGGAAAAGUGAGUUCUUUUAUGUUUUCAGGAAGAAAUUAGAAUUUUUGAGAUGGUUUUCUUUGCUGUUAAAAGUUGUUUUACUUAUUUGGUACAAUGAUUGGUUAAAAUAAGUUUUUUAUGGGACAAAUUUCUUGACAAUGGUUCAAUUACAUUUAUUUCAUUUUGGUUUCCUUUUUUUGAUUACUACUAUCAUCAUUUGAAUGUAUUUUUUGGAUGAUUUCAAAGACAUAUUAUUAUACCUAUGUUGCUUAAAUGUCAUGCUCAAUGUCUUUUUAUGUAACCGGUUUAUUGUAACUAAUUGUACAUGUUCGCCUAUGUUGUACAUGUUUUUCUAUGUUACAUAUUCUUUAAAUCCAUUCUAUACAAACACUUUUUUAUGGGACAAAUUUUAAGAUAAUUGUUCUUUAAAAUUAAUAAAUUUAUGUUUUUCUUUUUUUGGAUGAUUUCAAUGACAUAUUAUUAUAACUAUGUUGAUUAAAUGUCAG